CCAACGAGCAGAUAACUUUUUUAUGAAAGGGCUGUAUGACAUGUAUGACGCCACGCCGGGUAGUAGAAGAGGGAGACGGACUGAACACAAGCAUGCAAAUUCGGGAGAAAAGCGUGACGAGGAGAACGUGCCAAAGCUUGAUGAGAACUCUAAUGUCUUCAAGGCAUUCAAGCAGUAUCAAAGUGAGUUAGACGGAAGGCAUGACAAAUAUGAAAGACUUGUCAAACUCAGCAGGGACGUUACUAUCGACAGCAAGAGAACGAUUUUCUUGCUACACAGAUCUACAGGGAGUGAAUCAAAAGCCCAUAUAAUGGAGGAGGCAGAGGAUAAAUUGAGACAGAUACAGUUGACCAAGUUCAAACCAAUUGCUGCUGAAUUGCAAAAUGAAGAUGUCCAUCAAUUUCUGAGAGCAAUCUCCCCAGGUCUUCAAGAAUACAUUGAAGCAGUUUCUUUUUUCCAUUAUCUCAGGGAUGGAACUUUAGUCAGUUUGGAACAAGUGCAAAAAGACUUAGUCUUUGACUUGAAUGCAAAUCUUACAAAUCCAGAAUCAACAAGAUCAGGAUCACCUUCUGCUGAGAACACAAGCACUGAAAACACCGUGAAGUUAGCUGAAGUGUAUGUGAGCCCCAUGGAUUAUGUGUUAGGUAUUGCUGACCUGACGGGAGAACUUAUGCGAAUGGCUAUAAACAGUGUAGGCACUGGAGACCUGGAGCUCCCUUUUACUCUCUGCAGCUUCAUGCGUGUGAUCCACGAUGCAUUUCUAUCGUUUGGAAACGUUGCCCGUGAACUGCCAAGGAAGCUGGCGGUACUGAAGCAGAGUCUGCAGAAGGUGGAGUCUGCGUGUUACACUGUCCAAGUCAGGGGGUCAGAAAUACCCCAACACAUGCUGGUGGAUGUCAUAAGUUUCACAAAAAAUAUUCACAAUGACUUUGAUGAUGCAACAGAAUUGUGCCCAGAAAAUUAGCCUUUUUUCAUUGAAAUAGUUAUUCCUUUAACAUACAUAUCAGGUUCUAUAUGUUUAGUUUGGGACUGUGAAAGGCAUUGUUGAAGAGCAAGAUGAAUAAACGAGUUUAUUCAUUGUUGUCUUUCUAGUGCUAGAAUGUCUGCUUAAUAUAGUGAUGACAGCUUACACAUUCGUUUCACAUAUUUUCCCUGCUGGCAAAAAACUAUGCAGCAGUUGAAUAUAAUUUUCUCUGAAUAUUGGGCUUGUUUUCCUUCAGGUAGAAAUUCUUUG
Messenger RNA from Lingula anatina, 1234 nucleotides. Its product is annotated as translin-associated protein X. Gene Ontology annotation, molecular function: sequence-specific DNA binding. The record is from RefSeq and is a predicted model, not a curated record. Lineage: Eukaryota; Metazoa; Brachiopoda; Lingulata; Lingulida; Lingulidae.